ACCCGUCAACAUUUUCUGUGCGCAUUCCUGUAGAUACUUGAUUUACUUCUAAAUCUAGCAGCUGCGAAUCGCAGAGCCAUAAAUCAAACGACUUUCCAGUUCAUAAUUGUUGCAGAAGACUUUCAGAGAUUUUCGUCGCCCUCGUCUUCCCCACUCAGACACUCCCUCCAAGUUUCUGCUACAUUUGUGCUUUCGUUUACCCAGCUGGUGUGGACUGGGGAGAAGAAUUAUUACAUCCAGUAUGCUCUUUACAGCUUAAAGUACUUCGAAAUCAACACUGGGCGGUUAUUGCAUGGAAUUUCGAUUGUUUUUUCGAUCUCAUAUUCCCCUUAUUCUUCUCCUCUACUUUACUUCUUUGUUCGAGUUUGGUGGUACCACGGGCGUAUUGAAGGUUCAGCGCAAGUUCUCCGGCCAGCGGCAACGUAUCACAGAUCUCCGCGCCCACGAUGUUCGCCGCCAUGGCAGGAUUCUCAUAGAAAGUACUAGAGCCUCCGUUGAUCUCCCUCUGGGAGGUCUUGGCCGUCCUACAGCCACUGGGCUAUACUAUGCCCAAAUUGGAAUUGGGACUCCUUCGAAAGCCUACUAUGCGCAGGUAGACACAGGGAGUGACAUUCUUUGGGUGAACUGCAUCACUUGUAGGCAUUGUCCUAAGAAAAGCGAUCUAGGGAUAGAGCUGACGCUUUAUGAUCCCAAAGGUUCUUCAACUGGAAAGUUGGUUUCCUGUCAUGGAAGCUUCUGCUCAACCACAUAUAGAGGCAACAUGCCAGGAUGCUCGUCUGAUAUGCCGUGCGAGUACAAAGUGCAGUACGUAGAUGGCAGCUCAACUUCUGGGUUCUUUGUGACCGAUUAUUUGCAGUACAAUCAAGUUUCUGGUAAUCACCAGACAGGAACGGCCAAUUCUACAGUUACAUUUGGAUGUGGUGCCCAGCAGUCCGGGGAUCUAGGCUCAUCAUCUGAAGCGCUUGAUGGUAUACUUGGUUUUGGGCAAUCAAAUUCAUCAAUGCUAUCACAACUAGCUCUUGCCGGAAAAGUGAGGAAGAUAUUUGCUCAUUGCUUGGACACCAUAAAUGGUGGUGGUAUAUUUGCUAUAGGAAAUGUGGUGCAACCAAAAGUGAAUACGACGCCAAUGGUACCAGACACGUCACAUUACAAUGUCAUUAUGAAAUCAAUUGCAGUUGGCGGAACAUCUCUGAAACUUCCAACUGAUGUAUUCCAAUCCGGGGACAUGAGAGGGACCAUAAUUGAUAGUGGAACAACCUUAGCUUAUCUACCUGAAGAAGCUUUUAAACCAUUGAUGAAUGCAAUUUUUUCCUAUCAGCCUGAUUUGAGCUUCCAGAACAUCCGAGAGUUUCUUUGCUUCCAAUUUUCUGGAAGCAUAGAUGCUGCAUUUCCAAAGGUUACUUUCUUUUUUGAGAAUUCGGUGGAGCUGCAAGUUUAUCCCCAUGACUACUUUUUUGAAAAUGAGGGUGGAAUCUGGUGUACUGGCUUUCAAAACAGUGCCUUGCAGUCCAAAGAUGGAAAGGAUAUAUUUCUUUUAGGAGAUUUGGUCUUAUCAAAUAAGUUAGUUGUCUAUGAUCUUGAGAAUCAAGUUAUUGGCUGGACUGAUUACAACUGUUCAUCAAGCAUUAAAAUUCAAGACGACAAAACUGGAGCAAUCUACAGUGUUGAUGCCCACAAUUUAUCUUCAUCUGCUAGAAGCUUGAAUAUUGGAAAAUUUAUUUCUCUUCUCAUUAUUUGCUUCAUGUUUCAUUUAUUCCAUUAAAUCGGCACAUGUGAUUGAUUGAUAACAUUUUUUUCUCACAUGUUGGCUUCAUUUAUAUGUUUCUUUUUU
Molecule: messenger RNA, 1831 nt
Organism: Phalaenopsis equestris
Lineage: Eukaryota; Viridiplantae; Streptophyta; Magnoliopsida; Asparagales; Orchidaceae
Product: aspartic proteinase-like protein 2
Exons: 10
Coding region: 293-1762 (489 amino acids)
Biological process (GO): proteolysis
Molecular function (GO): aspartic-type endopeptidase activity
Source: RefSeq, a predicted model, not a curated record